AACAAACAAUGGCCAUUACCAAACUCUUCAUUUUCUCACACCAAUCAAAACAUCUCAUUUCUCCUCUCUCUCUCUAUCUUCUUAGCUUUUUACUACCUUCUUUUUUCCCUACCAAGAUCCUCCCAUGGAGGAACGAAUGAGAACAACAUUGAUUCCAAGACGAAGACAUAUCUGAAAAAGUAAACACGCAAAACCAAAACAAAACAAAACAAACAAAAGGAGUUAACCAAAAAAUGUCGGUAGCACACGCAGAUGACGCCGACGAUUACAGCCGACCAACGGGAGAAACCUACCACGCGGAGAAAGCGUUACCGAGCGGAGACUUCUACACAGGCCAAUGGAGAGACAGCCUCCCUCACGGACACGGCAAAUACCUCUGGACCGACGGUUGUAUGUACGUCGGAGAAUGGCACCGCGGCAAAACCAUGGGGAAAGGCCGUUUCAGCUGGCCUAGCGGCGCGACCUACGAGGGCGAUUUCAAGAACGGCUACAUGGACGGCAAAGGCACUUACAUCGACUCGUCCGGAGAUUUGUACAGAGGAUCGUGGGUGAUGAACCUACGACACGGCCAAGGCGCGAAAAGCUAUGUCAACGGAGACUGCUACGACGGAGAGUGGAGGAGAGGCUUGCAAGACGGGCACGGGAGGUACCAGUGGAAGAACGAGAAUCAUUAUAUCGGCCAGUGGAAGAACGGGACGAUGAACGGUAACGGGACGAUGAUAUGGAGCAACGGGAACCGUUACGACGGGUCUUGGGAAGACUCUGCUCCGAAAGGAAACGGCACUUUCCGUUGGUCGGACGGGAGUUUCUACGUCGGAGUUUGGAGUAAAGAUCCUGAAGAACAGAACGGGACUUAUUACCCGACCACGUCUACAGGGAACUUCGAGUGGCAACCGCAGCAAGUGUUCUGCGUUGAUUUGAGCGAGUGCGUGGUUUGUACUUGUCAGAGAAUCCCGGUUUUGCCGUCUCAGAAGAUGCCGGUUUGGUACGGUUCGUCCGAGCAGAGUAGUAGUGGGAACAGGACAAAGAGUAGUGGAAGCAGCGAGAGGCCGAGGAGGAGAUCCGUUGACGGGAGGGUUAGUAAUGGUGAGAUGGAGUUGAGGAACAAUGGUUCUGGUUAUCUUCAGGUUGAUGAUACGGAGAGUAAUAGAUCAUCACCGUUAAGGCCUUUGAGAAUACAGCCUGCUAAGAAACAAGGACAAACUAUCUCUAAAGGACAUAAGAACUAUGACCUCAUGCUUAACUUGCAGCUUGGGAUUAGACAUUCUGUUGGAAGACCAGCUCCGGCUACUUCUCUUGAUUUGAAGGCUUCGGCGUUUGAUCCAAAGGAAAAACUUUGGACUAAGUUUCCAUCUGAGGGAUCUAAGUACACUCCUCCACACCAGUCUGUUGAGUUCAAAUGGAAGGACUAUUGUCCUGUGGUUUUCAGGACUCUGCGCAAACUGUUCAAUGUGGAUGCGGCAGAUUAUAUGUUAUCGAUAUGCGGCAAUGAUGCUCUUAGGGAGCUAUCAUCUCCAGGGAAAAGUGGAAGUUUUUUCUACUUGACUAACGAUGACGGCUACAUGAUCAAGACAAUGAAGAAGGCAGAAACAAAGGUAAGUGUCAGAGUAAAGUUAAAACCGGUUUAUCAAGAAACAUUCAUUUGUGUUUACUUAAAACAGGUUCUUAUAAGGAUGCUUCCAGCUUACUACAAUCAUGUAAGGGCAUGUGAAAACACUCUAGUUACCAAGUUCUUUGGUCUUCACUGCGUGAAAUUGACUGGCACUGCACAGAAGAAGGUUAGGUUUGUGAUAAUGGGGAAUCUGUUCUGUACUGGUCACUCCAUACAUAGGCGGUUCGACCUCAAAGGAUCAUCUCAUGGCCGUCUUACCACUAAACCAGAGUCUGAAAUAGAUCCAAACACAACGCUUAAAGAUCUUGAUCUAAAUUUCAUAUUCCGUUUGCAGAAGAACUGGUUUCAAGAAUUCUGCAGGCAAGUGGACAAAGACUGUGAGUUCCUUGAACAAGAGAGGAUCAUGGACUAUAGUCUCUUGGUUGGUCUUCACUUUCGGGAAGCAUCCAAGGACUCUGCCACUCCUACUUCCGGUGCUAGAACCCCUACCGGAAACCCUGAUAGUGGAAACCCUCGUCUCUCCCGAGCAGACAUGGACCGAUUUCUUCUUGAUGCCAGCAAGUUAGCAUCAAUAAAACUGGGUAUAAACAUGCCUGCAAGAGUUGAAAGGACAAUGAGAAGAAGUGACUGUGAGAAUCAGCUUGUUGGGGAACCAACUGGCGAAUUUUACGAUGUGAUUCUCUACUUUGGUGUUAUAGACAUUCUACAAGACUAUGAUAUAAGCAAGAAACUUGAACAUGCAUACAAAUCAAUGCAGUAUGACCCAACUUCGAUCUCAGCUGUUGAUCCAAAGCAAUAUUCUCGACGUUUCAAGGAUUUCAUCUUCAAGAUCUUCGCAGAGGACACUUGAGACCAAGCCAUCUAAUUAACUUGCGCAUGCCCAACGCCCAACAAAGUUGAGGUUUUUCUUUUUGUUAGAAAUUCUUGUUUAUUUUUCUUUAUAGAAAUAUCUGUAAAUCUUAUUAUUUAACCAAAAUCCAUUGUAAUAGGGGAAAAUGAUUAUUUUUGUAACUAAAUUAAGUUCAAUACUCUGCCUUU
Messenger RNA from Brassica napus (rape), 2650 nucleotides. Its product is annotated as phosphatidylinositol 4-phosphate 5-kinase 6-like. The coding region runs from base 234 to 2462 and encodes 742 amino acids. NCBI's taxonomy places the organism in Eukaryota, Viridiplantae, Streptophyta, Magnoliopsida, Brassicales, Brassicaceae. The transcript is spliced from 7 exons. Gene Ontology annotation, molecular function: 1-phosphatidylinositol-4-phosphate 5-kinase activity; ATP binding. The record is from RefSeq and is a predicted model, not a curated record. Gene Ontology annotation, biological process: phosphatidylinositol metabolic process.